UGCUGCCAUAGUUUUAUGGUAUAUCUCUGUACAGACUAUGAGCAAACUUAGGGACUGUUCCUAUGCAGGUGGUUUAAUGUUAAAAUGGAUGGCACUUGCAUAUAUAAGGCAAAACAAUGAAACUCAUGAGCAAUAUAUUUUGUUUUUACUUGAGACACCAACUCUAAUCAUUCCCAGUACUAGUCAGUAAGCGGCGCCUAUUACAGACACACUGAGCAACAUUUCACCUCCUGGCCACCAGGUGGCGCUAGUAACUAAGCGGUAGAGUUUAUAAAUACAACACGCGCUCGCUUUCCGGCCGGCAGGUGUCGCUCCAGCACACGGUUGACACUACAGCUCCCAGGGUGCCACGCGGGGCCGGAAAUUGGGAAGUUGUGGCAGGAUCUCGAGUCCGGGGCCCCCAGAGUGCCCAUACUGAGUUCCCUAUGUCGGGGUACUCGCUCCAUGACUGCCUGUCGCGGCUAGAGGCGGCUGUGGAGGACCCCGAGGGGCUAAGUCGCGCGCUCUGUUGCCUUCGAAGCCGCCAUGUGUCGCGGGCGGGAGGGGCCGAGCAGUUCCGGGAGAGCGGGGGGCUGAAGCUGCUGAUGUUACUGUUUACUGAGCCGCCGCGGGCAGCCGUUCUGGGAGCUUCCCGCCGUAACCUGGACCUAGCGCUCAGCCUACUGGCCAACUGCUGCCUCGAACCGGCCUGUCGGCUACAGGUGCAAGAACUCGGAGGGAUCCCGGUGCUGGUGUCUAUUCUCAAGUCCGUGUGUGUUGACUCCAUAUGGAACCGAGUAGCUCGAGCCCUGGGCAACCUGGCGUUGGAUGCCGAGAACAGUUCCAUCAUUCAUAAAUCAGGUGCCAUUUCCCCACUGAUAAACAUCUUGGAAAAUUCAAAGGAUCCUUUCUGCCUGCAGAGUUGCCUGCGUGCUUUGCGCAUCUUGGGGGGCUCCCCGGUGCAGCAUGUGUCUAUCUGUGAGCAGGGCGGCCUCUCUCCCUGUGUGUCUUUGCUCUCAUCUCCGUCCCCGGGGCUGGUGGAAGCCGCAGUUCGCUCAGUGUGUGAGCUGAGCCGAGGGAGUUCUCUGGACUGUGCGGAGAAGCUCAGUUCAGCCGUGCCAGUUUUGGUAGCCUUGGCUGGAAAGGAAGAUGCCAAACCUAAAACGCGUCAGGCUGCCAUCAGUACUCUGUGCAAUCUGUGUGGGCAGGGGGCAAUGAGGCCUAUUCUGGGCAAUGCUGGUGCCAUUCAGCUCCUUAUCACAGAAGCCCGUAACCACUGUGCAGCACCGUCCCGCUGUAUUCACCUGGUGAGAGCUCUCUGUCUCUGCUGCCGGGAAGCCGUCAAUCGCUGUCGUGUGAAGGAACAGGGUGGGCUUGAGCUUCUCAUGGAUUUUUUGAGAGACUCUCAGUAUCGAUCUACACACUAUGGAAUCACUGCCGCCUUCCUGCAUUUCUGCCAUGACACCUCUUCCCUGGCCUUGCUGAGUGCCAAAGGCCUGGCCUCUUUACUGGCAGAGAAACUGGAUGAUCUGGCCCUGGCCGCUGACGAUAGAGGGGAGUUGCAGGAAUUGCUCAAUGCUGUAGUUGAAGAAGAGGAUGCAGCAGCUGCUUCCUUUGAUUUCCCACCAGAGCCCAAGAGGAAGCGUCAGGGGUCAGAAAUCACAUCAGAGGAAAGUUUAAGGUCUUGGCUGCUUUCCGAGGGAUAUAUCUGUAGCCUGGAGGAUCUUGCCCCCGACUGGUGUUUGGACAGUGAAAACAAAUCCGAUGAUUCAGCUGCGCCCAGAUCCACAGACCUUUCUUCGCUCCCAACUGCUGCAUCUUCCUGUUCUGACGGGGACCAGUUUCUUUCGCCAAGGGUCAAACGGAUGAGACUCAACGGAAUUUCCCGACGGGAUCAAAGACCACCUCCUUCUCCUAAUACACCCAAAUUGUUGUCCUCCCCUACAUCUUUCAAGCCCUGCUUUUCUCCUGUGCAAGAGAUUCUGGGUUCUCCGUGGCCCCUUGAGCCCCGUACACCCCCUCCUUCAGAAUUUUGGGGCCCAGAGUUUCCAGGUCUCUUGCUCCUAUCAUGUUUUUCUCAGCUCCCAGAAUCCAGCCCCUGCCUGGUGUCUCCCACAGUCCUUGGUGCCUUGCUGACCUAUGUGACCUGCCAUCCACGUCCCUCCCCACGUGCUGCUCGUCUCCUGCAACGUUUGACUUGUGACCCGGCAUGCUUUGAAGCCUUCAUCCGGACAGGCGGCAUUUGUACCCUCAGAGCCAGACUGCUCCUUAGUGAGACACCAGGAAACAAAAGUGAAAGUAACAACCGGCACCCUGAACUGGCAAAAGAACUGGGUCAUGUACUGCUGCGAAAUCUGGGUAUUCAGGCCGAGUCUCCUUUUGGGGUGGGUGCUGUGACCCACAUGUUGCGUUCUGGGCCACAGAGUGACAGGCUCCAGUGUGCACUUACCUUGCCAUAUAUUUACAAGAAGGACUCCCCUCAGCGUGAGCAGCUACUUGAUGCGGCCCUGCACCUGGUACUGACUGCUCUGUUGCAGUGCACCGAUUCUGUAUUUCCAGUGUUUUUCUUCCACGCGUCUGAGUGUCUUUCCACAUUACUGACGCCACAAGCACUGGCUGCCCAGUCGCCUGCCUCUCUUGGCCCUUCCCAGCGCUGCCAUUACACAGAACUUGUGGCUCGAGGUGAGGGAGAUGUGGUCUUUGUGCUGGACGGAGGGGAGAAGAUAGUAGGGAGCAGAAAGGAGGUAACAGGGGGAUGUGAAGUGUUCAGGGCUAUGCUGGAAGGUGGAUAUGCCGAAUCUCGCCAGCGAGAGGUGUGUGUACGUCAGAUCCCUUCCUUUGCUUUCAUUCCUCUUCUUCAUUAUCUCCAUGGCUGCACAAAAGAGACUCUUUGCCCUACUUUUCAGGGUUUGCAGCAACCCUAUUCUGGCGGUGAUUUGACCCAGUCUCCCCUGGGAUCCACACUGGCUGCAGCUGGACGUUUCCUCCUGCCCGGUUUAGCGGACGUCCUGGAAGACAUAGCAAGGAAUUAUCUGCUUAGCUUGGACAGCCUUCCAUCUCUGUACUGCUUUGUAGAAAUGCACGAGAGUGCAAAUCUCAGAAGAGACUGUUGCCUGUAUUUGCUUAAGAGACCUCAUCCGCCUCGCCAAAGAGCACUCUGCCUUUUCCAGCUGUGCCAAAGAGCGCAAGACAAGAAAAGACUGUUUGAACUGAUUGAAGACAUUGUGCAAGAGGAAAGUCACACAAAAUAAAGUCACAUAAGAACAAGACAUGAGCUUCUCCUUCAUCCUCAAUGUCCUAAAAGCGCAGGCAUUAACGGGUCCGGUCAAGCAGUGGUGCUUUUCUAUGUGUGGUCGCAACAGGUGCCGGGUCUGUGCCAUACAAUGUGGCUGCAAUGGAGAGUACAGAGAUCCGCACUAGCAAUGCUACCUGUGUUACAAGAUUAGGUUCUCGCUAUUUUUGCACACACGCCACGGGUACAGCAUAUCUGCUUCAGCACUCUAGGGGAGUGAAUGUCAAAGGUUUUCGGUUCAAACCCCCCUUAAAAGGCCUAACUUUCAGAUCUCAUGUAGUUAUAGUCAUACUAUCCCAUUCUUUCACUUGUAUUCAGUAGCACCACUCCUCUCUACUCAGUUGCAUAUAUCAGCACUCCUCUCCACUCGCACAUUCAGCACCCCUCUUCCCUCAACCGCACAUAUGAGCACCCGUCUCCACUCACCUGCACAUUCAGCACCCCUCUCCACUCACCUGCACAUUCAGUACCCCUCUCCACUCACCUGCACAUUCAGUACCCCUCUCCACUCACAUGUACAUUCAGCACCCCUCUCCACUCACAUUCAGCACCCCUCUCCACUCACCCUCACAUUCAGUACCCCUUUUCACUCACCCUCACAUUCAGCACCCCUCUCCACUCACCUGCACAUUCAGUACCACUCACCUGCACAUUCACCACCCCUCUCCACUCACCUGCACAUUCACAUUCAGCACCCCAUUUCACUCACCCUCACAUUCAGCACCCCUUUUCACUCACCCUCACAUUCAGCACCCCUCUCCACUCACCUGCACAUUCAGUACCACUCACCUGCACAUUCAGCACCCCUCUCCACUCACCUGCACAUUCAGUACCACUCACCUGCACAUUCAGCACCCCUCUCCACUUACCUGCACAUUCAGCACCCCUCUCCACUCACCUGCAAUUCAGCACCCCUCUCCACUCACCUGCACAUUCAGCACCCCUCUCCAUUCUGCAGCCUUUUGAUUUCUGCUUGUUUAACUAAUUUACCCUCAUGCUUCACUACAGUUCCACUUACAGACAGCUGCCUCCAUGCCCCUAGCUGUACAUAGCUCUGCUUUUUGCUGUGCUACAUGUGUUUGGCUGUGUGAUGCUUAUUAAUUCACAUGGGUACAUCGGUUUGUUUUCAUAAUCUUCUGCUUCCUUUUAGCUGCACACGCUCUGUUCAGCUGUUACCUGCUCUGCACCCUUUUCACUUACCGUUAAGUGUAUAACUGUUUUGCCUUUUCUUCACAUAGUUUCACCACCAAUUCAAGUGCCGCACUGUAGCUGUAGUAGCUCCCAGUAUAAUCUUCUUGCCACAAUUGUGUUAUAAAUAUAUAUCAAUUAAACCCAAAUUUGUAUGGAAUGAACUGAUCAUAUAAUUAGGAUUUGUGUGUAUAUUAGAACGACGACCUUUUUCUGCAGGGUAGCUGCUGUUUAUAUUGCUCCUGGUGUUUCCUCUGUUACUGCUCACAGCCUGUGCCUGAUAUGGCCUCAUAUAAUACAACCACCUAUUAUUAUUUCUAAGUGCCUUCUAUCUGUAUGCAUGCAGAGGAUCCAGCGGGACACUUCUUGUAUUUCAUAUGCACUAUAUUAGACUUUGAUUCCUGAUUAUACCCUCGCUCUGGCACAAGUAAUGGCAAUUCAUUGAUAAAUAUUUGAAGGAAAAUCGGUAACCCUUUCCCCCUGGUGUCCCUUCUUCUCUGGUAGUGGUCGUAUCUGUGUAUGAUGCGAAUUUCAUACCAUCCUCACACUCAAGUUCAUGUUAUAUAAAUCACCCAGGAAUAGUAGGGUUAAUAUGAGGUGUGUCCCGAUUGACUAUAGACCGGGAGAUCUUGUCAGUAAAUGUAAAUAAACCAUACGAUGAAUGAA
Xenopus laevis (African clawed frog) is the source of this 5125-nucleotide messenger RNA. It is a transcript of the gene armc5.L, whose product is annotated as armadillo repeat containing 5 L homeolog. Gene Ontology annotation, biological process: anatomical structure morphogenesis. NCBI's taxonomy places the organism in Eukaryota, Metazoa, Chordata, Amphibia, Anura, Pipidae. Gene Ontology annotation, cellular component: cytosol. The record is from RefSeq and is a predicted model, not a curated record. The coding region runs from base 426 to 3230 and encodes 934 amino acids. The transcript is spliced from 7 exons.